Striga hermonthica is the source of this 1632-nucleotide messenger RNA. NCBI's taxonomy places the organism in Eukaryota, Viridiplantae, Streptophyta, Magnoliopsida, Lamiales, Orobanchaceae. The record is from the annotation of a GenBank genome assembly.
AUGGCGACUUCUGUCUCAAUGACUGCUCCCGAAGUUGUGCCUUACGAUUUCGGCCGACACCUCACCCGCCACGACUUCCCCAAGGGCUUCCUUUUCGGUGGGGCCACCUCUGCUUAUCAGGUCGAAGGAGCUUAUAAUGUGGGAGGCAGGGGAAUGGCUAACUGGGAUGCUUGGAGUCUUAUGAAGCCCGGUAAAGUGUCGGAUGGCGGCAACGGAUGUCGUGCUAUUGAUCACUAUCAUAACCUCAAGGAAGAUGUGAAACUGAUGAAAGACAUGGGGAUAGAGACAUACAGGUUUUCGAUUUCAUGGACCAGAAUUUUGCCCGGUGGACAAUUGAGCACCGGUGUAAACAAGGAAGGCGUCAAGUUCUACAAUGACAUGAUUGACUUAUUAAUUGAAGCAGGAAUCGAGCCGGUUGCUACUAUCUUUCACUUUGAUACUCCUCGAAGCUUGCAGGAUGAGUACAAAGGCUUCUUGGACCGCAGGAUAGUGCAUGACUUUGGCAACUAUGCGGAAGUGUGCUUUCGUGAAUUUGGUGACCGGGUCAAAUUCUGGGUGACGGUAAACGAGCCGAGCACAUACACUGUCCUUGGAUACGUGGACGGCGUGUUCCCCCCGGGCCACGGCUCCCCACCAGGCGAACUUGGACUAAGAUUUGUCAACUACAGAAACGUGCGUGGUAUCGACCGAACUCUCUAUGGUGGAAAUGCCGCCACCGAGCCAUACAUUGUGGCCCAUCAUUUGAUCCUCUGUCACGCUAAGGCCGUCGAUAUUUAUCGCAAAAAGUUUCAGGCUGUCCAAGGAGGCAAGAUAGGCAUUGUAGUUGUCCCUAACAGUUGGUACGUUCCAUACUCUGACAAAAAGGAAGAUAAAGACGCUGCUGUAAGAGCUGUCGAAUUUUUGCUCGGAUGGUUUGUGCAGCCAUUAGUGAGCGGCGAGUAUCCGGACAGCAUGCAAACGCGCGUGAAAGAGCGGCUGCCCAAGUUUACCGAAAAGGAGAGGAAGAAAGUAACCGGGUCAUAUGACUAUAUUGGGCUCAAUUAUUACACCACAAUAUAUGCUGCUUACAAGAAAAAGCAGCCUCAUGACCCAACAAACUACUAUACAGACCAGGAAGUCGAGUUUCACAGUAAGCGUUCGAACGAAAAAAAUUUCCAUUUUUCACUUGCAGGUUCAGAGUGGUUGUACAUUGUGCCUCGUGGAAUAUACGAACUUCUGACUUACGCAAAGAGACAAUAUAACGAUCCUGUCAUUUACAUCACCGAGAAUGGGAAAAAAGAUAAAGUACUGCCAAUUUCCCUCCUUCUGAAGGACGACUACAGAAUUAAGUAUCAUCAGCAACAUCUUGCGUACGUGAAGCGUGCUAUAGAUAAAGAUAAGGUGAAUGUGAAGGGAUAUGCUGUGUGGUCCAUAUUCGACAACUACGAAUGGGCCGCGGGCUACACAGUACGAUUCGGCAUGUACUUUGUGGACUACCUAAACGGGCUGACUAGGUACCCCAAGAAGUCGGUGUUUUGGUACAUGAAUUUCCUCAACAAAAAGAAGCUUCCGGGUCCUCGCGAUAGGGAGAUAAUGGAAAUCGAGGGAGUCGAGGAAGAGGAGAAGGCGGGAAAAAGGAAACGUAACGUUUAG